AUGGAGCUUGUCAAUAAUGGGGCAGACUAUACAAUAGAGGAUUGCCAAAUGGCCCUCAAAACAGCGUUCUUCGAGCGCGAAUAUGACAAAACACUUGGAAAGACAGCACAACUCAUAGAUGAGGAAAGGCGCCGCAUCCUUCACGUUGACCAGCUUCUCUUGCAAUUUGAUAACGAAAACCUACAACUGCAAUUGAAACAAUAUAAACAAGAUUUAGCACGAGCUAGAGAUACCGAGUCGGAUAUUCGUAAUUUGCUGCAAGAUGCCAUCCAGGAACGUGAUCAGUUGCAGAGCUCAGCUCACACUGCAACUCACGAAAUUGAGAGCCUUCGACGCGAAUUGGCAUCGAUGAAUAGCACAACCGCGGAAUCUAGAACCCUUGUGACCGAAAAGCUACGCCUCACCAAGGAGCUGGCUAAUAUGCAGUCCGAGGUCCGCAGACUACAAUUGCAGGAGAAUUCCUUCCAAGCACUGGUUACUGAGAAACAGGAGCUUACCCGUCAUUUGAAUACACUUAAGGUGGAAUUUGAGAACGAGAAGAGGGCACACAGGUCCACCAUGGCCCAGGGAGCACAGCAAGCAGAUGAGAUAUCUGUCUUGACUGCGAAGCUUGAAGAGCAACGCAAACAAAUUGCAGCAGAGGCUCGAAAAGUGUCUGCUACUCAACAACCAAAUAACACAUGGCAGUCGGAGAAAGCUGCCCUGGAAGACAAAGUCGAUUCUUUGAACAGGAUGUUACGGACCCUAAAAGAUCAGUUGCGCCAAGCUCAGACUAGCAGCCAGACCAACAGCCGAUUUGACAACGGCAAAAGCAGUGGUCCUGUAGAACAAACGAGAAAGGUUCCCCUCAAAGACUUCUCAUCCAGGUUCGACCCUGGAUUGGAUAUCGCGACGCCAGGAGCAGUCCGUGUCAAGGAAGGAAAACGGCAACCUACUGCGCUUCCUGGCCAGAAAUCUGCCUUCUCCAUCACGCCAUUUCUCAAUCGCACCAAUGGAAACCAGGAUACCUCUGGCGAUGGACCAGACAAUAGUGGAGGUGCUGGUCAUCUCAACAGCGAUGAUGAGUCUGCUCUCGAGACUUCAUACCUCGAGGACAAAUUACACGUCAAGCAAUCUGAAGCUGAGCCACGCGAACGCCGCCCUAUCCAGGCCAAGCAGCGCUUGGAUAAACCUAAGCCGGCAAUGAAUCCUAAAAAGGGGAGCGGUCUGAUACUAGAUGAUAUUGACGAUGACAGUGAUAUCGGAUCCAUUGGCGCUCUUGUUGCCGGUCAACCGCAGGUCCGGACGAAACGCCGCAAAUUAGGGGCGCAGAGUAAAACUAUAUUGGAUGAGGAAGAAGAGCUAGAGCCUGAGAAUAUUCGCAAACCGGGGAGGAAGAUUGGUCUGAGUACGGGUCACACCACCAGCUUACAGACUGCCCAAAGUGGGCCCACUCGUGGCUUCGGUGGGUUCGGCGGAUUCUCUCCCUUAAAGAAGGAGAGGAAACGACCGUAA
This is a messenger RNA of Aspergillus niger, 1494 nucleotides long. RefSeq lists its product as uncharacterized. The record is from RefSeq and is a predicted model, not a curated record. The coding region runs from base 1 to 1494 and encodes 497 amino acids. Lineage: Eukaryota; Fungi; Ascomycota; Eurotiomycetes; Eurotiales; Aspergillaceae. The transcript is spliced from 3 exons.